Molecule: messenger RNA, 891 nt
Organism: Brugia malayi
Lineage: Eukaryota; Metazoa; Nematoda; Chromadorea; Rhabditida; Onchocercidae
Gene: Bma-npr-35
Product: Tachykinin-like peptides receptor 99D, putative
Exons: 4
Coding region: 1-891 (296 amino acids)
Biological process (GO): G protein-coupled receptor signaling pathway
Cellular component (GO): membrane
Molecular function (GO): G protein-coupled receptor activity
Source: RefSeq, a predicted model, not a curated record
AUGUCAACUUGGAUAAACUCGACGACUUCUUGUGCUUCAAUCUUUACUCUGGUUGCCGUUACAGCAGAUCGUUACUUAGCAAUCUGUCACACGAUGAAAUAUGCUGUAUGGGAUUCUCGAUGGACACUUUAUGUGAUUGCAGGAAUAUGGAUGCUCAGUGGAAUUCUUGCAGCACCAACUUUAGCCAUCUAUGACGAGAUAUUAUUUACAUUAGAUCCACCAAAUGGUACCAUGGUGGCACGCUUAUGCAUUGCAACACAAGAUGAAACAAUAAACUUUAUUAUUGUUAAUUUACUACUUGCAUUUACUAUUCCAUUCAUCCUGAUAUCAGCGCUUUAUACACGUAUCUUCAUCACUGUAUCAAAUCAUCGUAGUUUGGCUGUGAACGCUAAGAUUCGUGAUGAACGCGUUAAGUUACGAGUGGCUCAAAUGAUGUUUACAGUUAUUAUUGUUUUUGCACUAUGCUGGCUACCAUUACAUGGAAUAUACUCCUAUUUUUUCCUUACAAAGGACUACAAUACAUCAACAUUUCAAUUUGCAUCCCAGGUACUACGUCCAAUUUUCCAGUGGUUAUCACUACUAUCAUCAUCAUUAAAUCCCCUUAUCUACAUUGUAUACAGUCAGAAGUAUCGACGAGCAUUUCGUCAAUUUCUCGUUCUACCAUGCCGCCGUGAACGAUAUGAACAAACACGGAGCAAAACGCAAAAUAUUCAACAGUUAUGGCUUAAAUCACAUUCACCUGAGGAGGCGUUAUAUUGUGGACAGUUUAACGGACGCACUAAAUCUGCACGUGAUAUCAUCACUCUACCAUCAAUUACCAUCCUUUCAACACUUGACAUGCCAUUCUCUCAUUCACAACCAACUCGUAAUUAUACCACCACUUCUUUUUAA